UUCUUAAUUUUGCAGCGCUAGAAGAAAUCAACGAUGCCUCGCUAUGAUGAUAAAUAUGGCAAUACCCGCCUUUAUGUUGGACGCUUGUCUUCAAGGACUCGUUCCCGUGAUUUGGAGCGUGUCUUCAGCAGAUAUGGAAGGUUUCUGGGGUUUUGGCUAAACCUGGAGGUCUGUGUUGGGAGGUUGGCCUUGGUGGAAUUGAUGGAAAUUCCUGUCGAAUGUUGACUUUGGCGAUUCUUUCUGUAAUGUUAUUGCGUGUUUUUUAUGGAAAUGGCAACAAUCACAAACUGGUGUUUAGUUCCUCUUUGUGGGGCGAAGUAUCAUACAGUUCCAGUAGUUAAGUAAUGAUGGCCUUACUGUUUCUGGAAACCAUUUCCGCAGAGUUCGAGGUGUGGAUAUGAAGCAUGAUUUCGCCUUUGUUGAAUUUAGUGAUCCUCGAGAUGCUGAUGAUGCUAGAUAUAACUUGGAUGGCCGUGACGUUGAAGGAAGUCGUAUUAUUGUGGAAUUUGCCAAAGGAGGUCCUCGUGGAUCCCGGGAAUACUUGGGUCGGGGUCCUCCUCCUGGAUCUGGACGUUGCUUUAACUGUGGCAUUGAUGGUCAUUGGGGACGAGAUUGCAAAGCUGGGGAUUGGAAGAACAAGUGUUACCGCUGUGGGGAAAGAGGUCAUAUUGAAAAGAACUGUAAGAACAGCCCCAAAAAGUUGAGCAGACGUGGACGGAGCCUUUCCCGCUCACCAGUCAGGUCACGCUCACCAGUCAGGUCACGCUCACCAGUCAGGUCACGUUCUCCUCGUCGUGGGAGAAGCCGGGAUAGAAGCUACAGCCGAGACCGUAGCUACAGCCGAUCAAGAUCUCCUGUCAGAAGAGAACGAAGCCCGGUUUCUGAAGAUAGAUCACAGAGUCCUCUGCCCUCCAAGACAAGGAAGCAUAGUGCAUCACCUGACCAAAGCAGCCCACCGAAGAGAGGUGACACAUCUCCUGGUAAUGAUAGGUUGGUCACUCGGCAAGAUGGGUCUGACUACAGUGAUGGUCCUAGAGGAAAAAGUAGAAGUCCUGCAAGGGACCGCGAUGAGGGCGGCUAUGAUAGCCCUAAAGCUAAUGGGCGUAGUAGGAGCCCAAGCCGGAGUCCAAGGGAUGAUGACAGGAGCCCCAUUGAUGAAGAUGAUGACAACCACCGCCACUCUCAGUCACCUUAAAAAGUAUUUUUCUGAUUAACUGAGGUCAGGAUGGGCUGUGGAAUGAUUUGUAUCAGCUUUGUUUAUAAAAUGCACUGCGGUUUAAUUAUGUGACAAUCUAUUGUUUGAGAAGAACGGUUUUAUGUAUGCUAUUUUUAAGAUUCUUGCUCGUUAAGCAACAAGUAUGAAUUUGUUUCAAGUGUUUCCAUAA
This is a messenger RNA of Cajanus cajan (pigeon pea), 1385 nucleotides long. Its product is annotated as serine/arginine-rich splicing factor RS2Z33. The record is from RefSeq and is a predicted model, not a curated record. Gene Ontology annotation, molecular function: RNA binding; zinc ion binding. NCBI's taxonomy places the organism in Eukaryota, Viridiplantae, Streptophyta, Magnoliopsida, Fabales, Fabaceae.